GCCUCUGCCGCGGAGGACGACAACAUGGCGGUCUCCUUGCGUCUGGGUCGUAGGGGAGUCUUAUUUGGGCUCAGAUUGUCUAGUUUUAACAAACCUUCUUGGCCCACACAGUCCUGCCAGGACCGAGUCAGGCACUUGUUCCAGUCCCCAUGGAUGCUCGGUGUCAGCCCACUCAAGGUGCAAAUGCCUGCUCUCUCACCAACUAUGGAGGAGGGUAACAUAGUCAAGUGGUUGAAGAAGGAAGGUGAAGCAGUGGCAGCGGGCGAUGCCCUUUGUGAGAUUGAGACCGAUAAGGCUGUGGUUACCAUGGAUUCUAAUGAUGACGGUAUCAUGGCAAAGAUAUUGAUUGAGGAGGGCAGCCGUAACAUACGCCUGGGCACUCUCAUCGCUGUCAUGGUUGAGGAAGGUCAGGACUGGAAGCAGGUGGAGAUCCCCGCUGCAGAUGCUACACCUCCUUCUGGAGUUCCAGCGGCUACAGUUGCAGCCACUCCCUUAGUGACCCCCGCUGCUCCAUCUCCUCAGUCAAAACCUGUCACAUCAGGGCCGUUACGUCUGAGUCCAGCAGCAAGACACAUUCUGGACACCCAUGGCAUUGACCCCAAAACAGCGACACCCACAGGACCAAGAGGACUCAUCACUAAGGAAGAUGCAUUGAAUCUUUUAAAGAUGUCACCUGCUCGAAAAGCAACACCAUCUGUGGUCGCAUCAGCUGCCCCGAGUCCUGUCACCACCCCAACAGCUCCCACUCCAACCCCAGGCAGCAGACCCAACAUACCUCCUCUGUCUGUACCAGGGAAACCAGGAGCACCGGGAACUUUCACGGAGAUGCCAGCUUCAAAUGUCCGCCGUGUGAUUGCUCAAAGACUGACCCAAUCAAAGACCACCAUACCACAUGCUUAUGCCUCCGUUGACUGUGAUGUUGCUGCUGUCAUGCAGCUGCGCAAAGAUCUGGCCAAAGAACAGAUCAAAGUGUCUGUGAAUGAUUUCAUCAUCAAGGCAGCUGCUGUUACACUUAAAGAAAUACCAGAAGUGAAUGUGACUUGGUCUGGUGAUGGACCCCAUGCGCUCGAUUCAGUCCAUAUUUCAAUUGCCGUGGCAACUGACAAAGGCCUCAUCACUCCAAUCAUUAAAGAUGCUGCAAACAAAGGCGUGCACGAGAUCUCGGCUAAUGCUAAGGUACUGGCCCAGAAAGCUCGAGAUGGGAAACUUCUACCUGAGGAGUACCAGGGAGGCUCAUUCACAAUAUCUAACUUAGGGAUGUUUGGAAUCAGUGGCUUCAGUGCGGUGAUCAACCCUCCUCAGGCGUGCAUCCUGGCUGUCGGGACCUCCCGGGCCGAGCUGAAGCUGGGAGAGGACGAGCAGACCCUGCGCACGCAGCAGCUGAUGACAGUAACGUUGUCCAGUGACGGACGGCUGGUGGAUGAUGAACUCGCCUCUCGAUUUCUUGAUAAAUUCCGUGCCAACUUAGAAAAACCACAGCGCAUGGCCCUCGCCUGAAGAACUAAAAAAGCUUUACGGAAGUAUCUUAAAAAAAUGGAAAAAGAAAAACACCUACAUGACAAAGCGUGGCCCGUGUUUUUGUUUUUUUUUACAAGCAAGCAACUCUUAGUUGGUUAGUAUGAAUUCCCUUCUGUGAGGCUUACAGGGUAGCGUUGUACAUAAUGUAAACUUGUGUUUGAGGAUUCUAUGAAGUUGAAUUCAACUUCAGCGAGAGAAUUGGAGGACGCUGACAGAAGUUGUACAGCAAAGUGUGUCCACGAUCCUGUAAAAUGAGUAGUUUGUCGCAAUAGUGUUGCAUUUAAAAUGCAUAGUCCUUUUUAAGUCCCAUUCUAUCAUUUCGCAGUCAUUACUGGUGAAUGUGUACUUGAAAAGAAAGUUACCCAACAAGAGUGGCAAAGCCGUCUGAGCACUAUUGUUCAAUCCAUAUGAACCAACACCUGUUGUUUCUGAAUGAAGUUGUUCAUGUUCAUUGUUUAAUUUAUUUGAAACAGAAUUCAGCAGAAACAAGUCCAUAUGUAAGCAAAACAAAUGCAUUUGUUGGUGUUUUCAGAUGCCAAUAAAACGCAUGUUAACCCCUCA
Cololabis saira (Pacific saury) is the source of this 2079-nucleotide messenger RNA. It is a transcript of the gene pdhx, whose product is annotated as pyruvate dehydrogenase complex component X. The transcript is spliced from 11 exons. Lineage: Eukaryota; Metazoa; Chordata; Actinopteri; Beloniformes; Belonidae. Gene Ontology annotation, cellular component: pyruvate dehydrogenase complex; mitochondrion. The record is from RefSeq and is a predicted model, not a curated record. Bases 25 to 1497 code for a protein of 490 amino acids. Gene Ontology annotation, biological process: pyruvate decarboxylation to acetyl-CoA. Gene Ontology annotation, molecular function: acyltransferase activity.